AUGAAGUCGUUCACGCUCCUCCCGGCCUCCAUGGCCAGCCUCGUCCUCGCCGUCUCUGCCUCUGCCUCCCUCUCCGUCUCGACUCCGCCCUCCAUCUACGUCUUGAUGCCCAGCGCGCCCGCAACAACCGGAAGCGGAAGCGGAAGCGCCGUAGCCGAGGCCCUCAACAUCCUCGGCUACAGUCAAUGGCACCCGCCGCACGCCGACCACCAGACCAGCCGCAGCCUGAGCCCCGACACCUACGCUGUCCUCGCGUUCAGCACCGAGUACGUCAACAUCUCGCGCAGCAAUCCCGACGCCAGAUUCAUCCUGCCCAUCGAGCCCAAAACCCGAUCUUCGCGGCCGGGACCCUGGCUGGGCGCUCUGCUGCAGACGCGGUCUGCGUGGCGGCGGAAAGAGGUGGCGAACGAGUACGCGGAGACGGUGCGUGACUUCUUCGCGCGAGAGGAAGCGUCGCGGCAGCUGCUGGAGUUGGAUGUGGAUGCGCCGAGGUCGGACGCGCAGGCCCAGACCUGGGUCGCGCUGUGCGAUUUCCUGGGCUUGGGAUACAGCGUGGUUGAGCGGCUGAAGCUGUGGCGGUUCCCUUGA
Molecule: messenger RNA, 588 nt
Organism: Anthostomella pinea
Lineage: Eukaryota; Fungi; Ascomycota; Sordariomycetes; Xylariales; Xylariaceae
Source: the annotation of a GenBank genome assembly